AUGUCGGAGAUGCUUGAUGUCUACUGGCAGGCGCCGCCCAUCGCAAGAACCCUUGCGACGGCCGCCUUCGUCACAUCCAUCUCGGUCCUCUUGGGCAUCGUGAACCCGUACUGGUUCAUCUUCAUGCCGGAUUUCUUAUUCAGAAUCCCGCCUCAGAUCUGGCGCCUGGGCACCAACUUCCUGCUCACGGGUCCCCAGCUCGGCCUGCUGUUUGACACGUACUUCCUCUACCACUACCUCACCGCCCUCGAGAUCGGCAAUCCCCGCUUCCCGAGGCGCGAGGAUGUCGUCUGGUAUCUCAUGUUUGUGUGCACCGUCAUCACGGCGCUCUGCACCUACCUCAUGGGCGGAGGAGCCUUCUUGCCCGCCUUGAUCCUCGCUAUGUGCCGUACCGUCACCCAGGACCAGCGCGGCAUGAAGGCCAACUUCUACUUCGUCACCAUCCCCGCCCAGCUGACGCCCUUCUGCAUGAUGCUCGUCUCCCUGCUUUUCCCCGGAGGUUACUACAAUUUCAUGCUCCAGCUCAUGGGUUUCCUGGCCGCCCACAUGUACGACUUCCUCACCCGCAUCUGGCCCGAGUUCAGCGGAGGCCGCAACCUGAUCCCCGCGCCCUCGUUUCUGUCGAGGCUCGUUCAGACACCGAGGUUCUACCGCCGCGAGUACGGCACCGCAGUGAACAACCGCGCUCAGGCUGGAGGCCAGACUGCCGGCGGCAGCAGCACCGGGGCCUCUCUGGGUAAUGGACCCCUUCCCGACUCGUGGAGGACUAGAGGCCCUGGACGUCGGCUGGGCGAUUAG
Messenger RNA from Colletotrichum karsti, 798 nucleotides. RefSeq names its product der1-like family protein. Gene Ontology annotation, cellular component: endoplasmic reticulum membrane; Hrd1p ubiquitin ligase ERAD-L complex. The record is from RefSeq and is a predicted model, not a curated record. The coding region runs from base 1 to 798 and encodes 265 amino acids. NCBI's taxonomy places the organism in Eukaryota, Fungi, Ascomycota, Sordariomycetes, Glomerellales, Glomerellaceae. The transcript has 3 exons. Gene Ontology annotation, biological process: endoplasmic reticulum unfolded protein response. Gene Ontology annotation, molecular function: misfolded protein binding; ubiquitin-specific protease binding.